AUGUUCUCGCUCCGCUCCGUCCUUGGAGCCCCCGGGGCUCUCCGCCAGCUCCUCCCCUCCGUCUCUCGUCGAUCUCUCCCCGGAGCCGCCUCCCUCCGGCCCUUCUCGCACAUGAUCCAGAACAGCCUGACGAGGUUGCGUGCUUCGGCUCAGAGCAAAAAUGCCGUUGCGGCGACUAUUGGUGCCUCCCGGCAGAUUGAGCAGGUCCGCGGAAUGAAGACUCGGUCUUCUGUUAAGCGGCUUUGUGACGGUUGCAAGCCGGUCCGUCGGAAGAACCGUGUUUAUAUCAUCUGCUCGAAGAACCCCAAGCACAAGCAGCGACAAGGAAAAUAA
Messenger RNA from Penicillium argentinense, 333 nucleotides. RefSeq names its product 50S ribosomal protein L36. Gene Ontology annotation, biological process: translation. Gene Ontology annotation, molecular function: structural constituent of ribosome. The record is from RefSeq and is a predicted model, not a curated record. The coding region runs from base 1 to 333 and encodes 110 amino acids. NCBI's taxonomy places the organism in Eukaryota, Fungi, Ascomycota, Eurotiomycetes, Eurotiales, Aspergillaceae. Gene Ontology annotation, cellular component: ribosome. The transcript has 3 exons.